AUGUGGCUUACCACCGCCACUCAAACCUUCCAUCCAUCAACAACACCCUUCCUCCCCUUCUCGAAACUUCCACAACCACCGGCACAGCCCUUUUCCAACCUCCAAUCACGUCCCAAAAACCGACACCUGGCAGUCACCGCCUCUUCCGAAAAUGUAAGUGGGUUGGGCCAAGCAGUAUUCAGCGCCACAAAAUCCGGCCCAACAGCAGAAGAACAGCCCAACAAAGGGAAAGAGAUAAGUGGGUCGGAUAUUUUGUGGGCUAUGCAAAGAGCAAGUGUGAAAAAAGCUAAUACCAAGAAGAAGCAGAAGAAAAAAGGGUCAGGAGAUUUGAAGAGAGAUAAUAAUGGGAAAAAAGUUGUUGAUUAUGAUAAGAUCCGACCCUUAACCGUUAAGAGUGAUUGGGCUACCCGAUUGGAUGAUUUGGAGAAACGUCUUCAAGAAUUCUCUUCUCUGUGA
Molecule: messenger RNA, 456 nt
Organism: Beta vulgaris subsp. vulgaris (sugar beet)
Lineage: Eukaryota; Viridiplantae; Streptophyta; Magnoliopsida; Caryophyllales; Amaranthaceae
Exons: 1
Coding region: 1-456 (151 amino acids)
Source: RefSeq, a predicted model, not a curated record